Porites lobata is the source of this 1730-nucleotide messenger RNA. The record is from the annotation of a GenBank genome assembly. NCBI's taxonomy places the organism in Eukaryota, Metazoa, Cnidaria, Anthozoa, Scleractinia, Poritidae.
AUGUCGCAGAGUCCCAGUCGAUUUGAUGUUUCGUCUGUAAAUGUUUUGUGUCUUACUAUAAAAACAAAGAACAGUUUAUUAAAUAUUUUUAUCGGGUAAAAGGUUAAAGAAACCUUAUUUUACGUUGGUGGCUCAAUAUAUUCAUCAUCUGGCUAAUGAAUCUGAGGCAGACGGUGCGCUCGUUUUACCAGACUCCCCCUCCCCUAAUCCUCCCGCCCCACUCCUCUCUGUUCAUAUAUGUUGGUGCUCUACUGCACGAGUACUAAAAACUACCAAAACUAUGAAAAAGAAACAAGUCGAAACAAGGAAUUGAGGUCUGGGAAUCGAGAUGAUCGGAACCUCUUGCACAGAUCAACCAGUUUCAAAGGAAAACCGGCUGACUUUCUUAGUUUUCAUCCUGCAAGGCUAUUGGCUAUUAAAUUCACAGGCUCCUAUCCAGGCAUCUACAAAAAGUGAUAAUCAAGCCCGGGAGGUACUCCCGCGAAUUUUGGAUAGGGGUGUACCGGGAAGGUUCGUGAAUCCUAACCCUAUUCAAGGACUAAGAAAGCGAAAACUGAUACCCUUUUUAAGGCCGAAAGCCGAAAAAAGACGCCCUAUUCAAGGAAAAAACAAAAUUGUUAAUAACAUGAAAAGGAAAACUAUGUUUCUUCCCUGUAACAUUGGAUGUAUAGCAUCAAGCAUAAAAUACUAGAAUAAGCCUAGUUUAAAAAAAGAAUCUUCGUUUAGGUGGGCGUUUUCACACCCCAGUAUUAGAUAAUACAAUUAAGCUACCCUAUCUAAGGACCACACCAGGGACACAGAAACAAAAGGGUCAAAAAAGAUACCCUAUCUAAGGACCGAGAACCUCAAAAACCACACCCUAUUCAGCGGCACGUACCUAUAUUGCCCAUAUAUGGGAGUACCCCCCUCCCGGGUAAUCAAGUCAGUACUGACAGGCUAGCGCAAGCAACCAAGACUGUUUCUAAGACUUGCGCCGAUGUGCGAACUGUCCAAGUUUCUUUGCCUGAUGUUUUUAACUCAAAGAGCGCCGCUGCAGUUGGAAAUGUUUCAUCCGAGGCACAGAUAAUCAAGGACGUUUUUAAGGAAGUAGUUGAUAAACGUGAUUGCCCUUGAGGCUAAUGUACCAGUAGCUUUUGAAAGCGUUGGAGAAACUUUGAGUGAUAUCCAUCCAAAAGGUGACAAGCUAAACGUCACAAUAUUUAUCACGAAACAAUACAAUAUUACAAUAGAAAUUAUUCAGUAUUUAAGGCACUAAAAUUAUGUGAUGUGUGAUUGCCUCUUUUUCAGUUCUUUGGCUUUGGCCAACACGUAUCUAGCUACAAUUGUAGACAAGUUAGAGUUGAACACGUUUGUAACCGUUGUUUGUCGUCUUCUCCAUAUUCCAGCAACGCAGUGCAAAUUGAUCGCAAACAUGUUUUAAACGCUGAAGCUAGGGAUUUUAUCCCUGUCUUUCCCUUAACUAACCGAUUUGAAGCAGAAGAUUUCAGCUGAGUGGAGCUUGAGUAAUAUUAAUAAUAUUGCAUUACUGUAGUUGCACACUUAAAAAUCAGCAUUUAUGAGAACUAAAAAAGGAAUUGCAUAAUAUGAAUGCUCUGGUCUUCUGAAUUUUUUUGGCCUUUUCCUCGUCAAUAGAAGGGCUUGGGAGAGAUCAUCUUGGGGGAAAAGAUAGGGAAAAGGAGAAAGAGGAAGAUCAAGAAUCAGUAAGAAAGGGACAUAUCGGAUGUUUUUGA